Messenger RNA from Callorhinchus milii (elephant shark), 1297 nucleotides. Its product is annotated as autophagy protein 5-like. The record is from RefSeq and is a predicted model, not a curated record. Gene Ontology annotation, cellular component: phagophore assembly site membrane; Atg12-Atg5-Atg16 complex; cytoplasm. NCBI's taxonomy places the organism in Eukaryota, Metazoa, Chordata, Chondrichthyes, Chimaeriformes, Callorhinchidae. The coding region runs from base 105 to 932 and encodes 275 amino acids. The transcript has 8 exons. Gene Ontology annotation, biological process: cellular response to nitrogen starvation; autophagy of mitochondrion; nucleophagy.
GAAGGUCGGUGUCGAGGGGAGCGGCGCUGACGCGGGGGCUGCUGGGGAGAAGCUGCUCAAAGAUACACGAUCAGUCUAUAUGUGCUUCAUCGAAUGUUGGAAGAAUGACAGAUGACAGGGAUGUACUGCGUGAUGUUUGGUUUGGAAGAAUACCAACCUGUUUCACCUUAUCUCAGGAUGAAAUAACAGAACGAGAGGCUGAACCUUAUUAUCUGCUUUUGCCAAGAGUCAGCUAUUUCAUGCUCGUCACUGACAAAGCUAAAAAGCAUUUCCAGAAAGUUAUGAGACAAGAAGAUGUGGGAGAGAUGUGGUUUGAAUACGAAGGGCUACCUCUGAAGUGGCAUUAUCCAAUUGGUUUACUUUUUGACCUUCAUGCAUCGAACACUGCACUUCCAUGGAACAUUCUAGUACAUUUCAAGAAUUUUCCCGAGAAGGAACUACUUCACUGUACCACCAAGGAUGCCGUUGAAGCUCAUUUCAUGUCCUGCAUUAAAGAAGCUGAUGCCUUAAAACACAAAAGUCAAGUAAUCAAUGAGAUGCAGAAAAAAGACCAUAAGCAGCUCUGGAUGGGCUUACAAAAUGACAAAUUUGACCAAUUCUGGGCCAUCAAUCGAAAACUAAUGGAGUGUCCAGGAGAUGAAGGAGGUUUCCGGUAUAUUCCUUUCAGGAUAUAUCAGCCUUUAAACGAGAAACCGUUUAUUCAGAAGCUGUUUCGACCACUCAGUCCAGAUGGACAACCACACAGCCUUGGUGACUUGUUAAAAGAAGUGUUUCCUGCUGCUGUACCUUCUGACGAUGAGGAGAAACCAUAUCAAGUUCUGAUUCAUGGGAUUGAGCCAAUGCUGGAGACACCAUUACAGUGGCUCAGCGAGCAUCUGAGCUACCCAGACAAUUUCCUGCAUAUUAGUAUCAAUCACCUGUCUAGAGACUGAGAAAGCAGGGAACUCACAGAUAGUAAAAAGCAAACCGCCCCCUCACUGGACUUGCCAGAGCAGUUAUAUCUACUUCCAUUGAACCUGCCGGAAGCAACCCGACCAGAAAAAAACUCGCUGCUGCAAGCCAAACAGAAAGAAAGAUCCUAAAAUCAGAUAUGGGGCUGGUCCUAGUUUGCAUCACUGCUACAAUUCUGCUGUCGUCAUAAAACCUCACUUGCGACAUGAAAGACUUCUCAAGACCACUUUGUCUCAUGUUUCUUGUAAAACAGUGAAUGUGUUAUUUUCUAAGACGACAGGCAGUGGAAACAUGCAAUGUUUGAUUUGUCCUCCUGAUUAACAAAUAAACGAGGGUAUUUCCAAAA